Molecule: messenger RNA, 4324 nt
Organism: Magallana angulata
Lineage: Eukaryota; Metazoa; Mollusca; Bivalvia; Ostreida; Ostreidae
Product: transcriptional repressor p66-beta-like
Exons: 4
Coding region: 609-2750 (713 amino acids)
Biological process (GO): negative regulation of transcription by RNA polymerase II
Cellular component (GO): NuRD complex
Molecular function (GO): sequence-specific DNA binding
Source: RefSeq, a predicted model, not a curated record
UUAUGUUUAAAAGAAGUUAUUUAAUGACUGGCUGAAGUCGGAGGUGCAUAUCGAAUGCACGUGAGAAUACCGGCUUUUUGCACGCUUCUGUUUAUAACUCACAGGUUUUAUUGUCGAUUAUAUUACAAACAUUAAUCGAUUGUGAUAAUUCUUAUGAAAAUAACCGAGUUUGGUCAAUUUGAAGUCCAUGCAUUCCAAGGCCAAGCGCGAAGGAUAAUUACAACAAAAUGGCUUCCACUAUCAAUUGCAAUUAUUUACAUGGAUUAUGACAUUGACAAAGUCUUGAUAAAAUUCGGAGUAUCGAUCUGUUAUCAGCUGAUCGAUCGUAUAUCACCACAGAUUUCUAUAAUCACUAUUUAUUAGAAUGUAUAUAGAGAGAGUGUGUAUGUGAAAUGUGUUUAAGACGACUUCCUCGAGUGACUAUGGAAACUUUUUUUUUCGGGUGAUGCAUGUAGGUCAACGAGCGUCUGGCAAAAGACUGACAACUGUCGGUCACGAGCCUCGAUUUGAAAUUCUUGUUAAUUUGCAUAUCUCAAUAAACAAAGACUUUCACGACUACUUUUUAUAACGACAAAAUCAGAUUUCUCUGAACUACUCCUAUCAACAAUAUGGAAUCUAAAGACUCAAGCGAGGAUAAUGGAGGGCCUCAAGAAGCAUCCGUGGAUGUUCCACAUGGCAGCGACAGUAAAACGGAAGAGAAUGAUGCCGGAAUUGUCGAAGAUGGAGAUCCCGAAAAUGUGCCUGAGGAAGAGAAAGAGGAAAAUCCAAGUGAACAAGGAAAGAGAAAAAGAGCAGAUGAUGAAAACAGUCCUCCAGAGAAAAGAAGCAAGUCAGACAUAGAGGAAGAUGGAGAGGACCAAGAGGAAGAAGAAGAAGACAAGGGAAAUGAUGAAGAUAAGGAAGAAGGGGAAGACAAGGAGGAGGAAAAUAAAGAAGAAGAGGAAACAGAGAAGAAGUCUGAGGAGAAUAUAAAGUCAGAAGACAAAGGUGUGGAUGAUGGUGAAUCUAUACAGGAAAAGGAGGUGACAGACUCAAAUGAUGCAGACAAAUCAGAAAAAAUGGAGGAGGAGGAGGAGGAGGAGGAGGAGGAGGAGGAAGAGAGUGCUAGUGUGAAGGAAAGUGAAUCUACAGACAAUUCCGAUGUGAAAAAAUCCAACGAGGAGGAGACGGAGGAGAAAUCAGAAAAAAUGGAUGAGGAAAGUGAGGAGUUGGAAACUAUUGAAAAGGAUAGAGAAAAACGAGAGAAGGAAGAGAGAAGCGGUGAAAAUGACAGUGUGAAAUCUCUAGAAAGUGAAAGUUUGAAAUCAUCAAAAGAUAGUCUGGAAGAUGAAAAGGCCUCAGAAGGACCUGAGGAGUCUUCCUCAGUAAAAUCUGAGGACAGUGAAAAAGAAAAUCGGCGAGCUGAUGCGGACACACCCAUAGAUCUGACAACAAAGUCAGGACUUCCUAAUGGGAAUGGUGGAUCAGAUAUUAUAAUGCUCUCAGAUUCAGAGGAGGAGUUGAUGAAUGGUGUUAUGAAUGGGGAGAUCCUAGAUCUUGACGAGUGUGAAAUACGGAAGAGACGCAAAAUCGUUAAACGCCUGCAAGCAGAACUGAGAAACGAAGAAGCCAAAUUGAUAUUGCUUAGGAAAAUGCGCCAAAGUCAGGUGUCUUCUCCAUCCAUACCAGAGAAACCGAAGCAGCAGCAUGCCCAGCCCCCACCCCUAGUCAGACCAGGACAGCAGCCCAGCCAAGCACGACCGGCCCAUAGUCAGCCACCCCAGCUUGUCCGUAACAGCAAUCAGACUCCAUCCAGAAGUCAUCAGCAAGGACCUCCUCCACUGGUGAACAUGAGGGGGCAGAAUCUGUCCAAUGGCAACAGUCUAUCGCAGCAGAUGCGAUACCAGGGCAUGCAGGGACAGCCUGGUUCCCGGGGAAUGUACGGAUCAAGCUCUCAGGCCAGUCAGAAUAACAACGCUCAGGUGGACACCCAGACCCCAGCACAGAGACAGGCAGCUGCCAAAAUGGCACUGCGGAAGCAGCUUGAGAAAACAUUGUUACAGAUCCCACCUCCAAAACCCCCACCCCCAGAGAUGAACUUUGUACCCAGCCUGUCAAGCACAGACUUUAUAUACUUGCUUGGUCUAGAAGAAGCAGUGAACUACAUUAUUGAUGCUAAUCUUAUAUCUAAAGGACAGAAAAACCCAGAUGAGAAGAUGGUGUGUAAUCCUUUCACAUGUGUGCAGUGUAAUACAGAUUUCACUCCUGUGUGGAAGCGAGAAAAAGCGGGUUCUAAGAAUGUGAUUUGUGAACACUGUGUAACAACCAAUCAGAAGAAGGCGCUGAAACAAGAACACACAAAUCGCCUCAAGAGUGCUUUUGUCAAAGCUCUUCAACAGGAGCAGGAGAUUGAGAGAAUGCAGGCUCAGGAAAAAACCUCUGGACCUUCCCAUGGUUCCUCCUCUCCGGCAAACAAUUCUGCCUCCUCCGCCUCCUCAAACAGUGCGAUGAAUAUACCAUCGAAUUCAGCCUCAUUUAAAGCCACCUCUGAAGCCAUCAGACAGCACCAGAAUUUCUUACAGGCCCAUCAAGCUGUCACGGCUCAUCAAGCAGCCCUCAGAAUGGGACAACCCCUCGGGCUUGCCCCAUUUGGGGCCCCUGGACCUUUCCCCUAUCAGAUACCCUUCGGAGGAGCCAAAGCUAGUGAUCUGAACUCUCUACAAAGAAAAUAUUUGUUAGAUAUGAUUCCCCCCAAUAGAUGGAGCAAGUGAACUGCAAAUAGAGUGUACUGAACUCGAAAGACAAAGAAGAACCAUAUUGGAUUUUUUUUGAUUGACCUGCGGUGUAAUAUGAGUAGAUAAUGAUCUCACAUGUUAGUGAACAUGUCCAUUGGGUUAAUGAUCCCUAAUGUUGUGUGUAUGAUAUUUGUAUCAAGAGACAGAAUUUUUUGAAUAAGAGUUAUACAUUGGAGUCUGAUUGCUGAAAAUUGAUGGUUAUUAAUAGAAUAGUGCUUUUGGGGAAGAGAAUUUUUAUUGAAUUUGACAAACACUACCGGUAUAUACUUUUCAAUGUUAAUUUUGAAAUGUGUGAACGUUUUCUUCAAAGUAGUUCUGUGUGGUAAUUUUGUAAACAUCAUUGCAUCGAAUGUGUACAGAUAGAUUGUUAUGUGAUGAACUGUAUCAGUAUUGUGUUGAGGUGUAUGUAUUAUGAGUUUUUUAAACAGUGUUUCACUGCCACAAAUUUGAGAUAUUUACUCCAUAUUAACUAGAGACAGUCUCCACAUUUAAUAACGUGGAGAAAUCUGUUUGGAAGCCUGCACAAUAGGGUAAAUUUGCUCCACCGAAUAAUGAAGCAGAAACACUUAACAAUGUGGUACAUUUAUAACUGUACAAGGUAGCCAGCUAGUUUGUAAAUUCUAGUGCCAAUAAAUGUACGAAGUUAUCUUUGCAUGUCCAGUGUUUCCUCUGGUAAGGAAACAUAAUGGUGUGUACUGUGAAAGAUUUUUUUGUUUGUUUUUUUACCUUUGUUUUUAGAAAAUUAGGUACAAGUGUGAUUUAAAUCUAUGUAUAAUAAGACAACUGUGUAUGCUAAAGUGUGAAAGGUUAUUUCUUCUUUCUCUGUAUGAGGCUAUGGACUUUGUGUAUAUAAGUGACUAUAUUUAGACAUUGCUGUUGUGUGUACAACAUGUGUUUGGGUGGGAGUGCAAGUGUCUGGCACAUUAGUGCAGUUUAUCUUCAGUAUCUGGUGUACUGGUCAUGGCUAAGAAUGGUGAAAAUGCCCACACCCUGGGGAGAUUAUUUAUUUAUUCCGCAGCAUGAGGUCCUGUGCUCUUGUCAUGCCAGUCAUAUUGAAUGGUAGUUGCGUAGCUAGAACUGGGGCGCGUCAUGGUCAGGAGCUUUGAGAUUAGUUAGACAAAGUGCUGAGAGACGACUGUAAGGUGAAUGUCGAGGUACAAGUCGGUGCCUUGUGGUAACUAAACAGUCCUUGGAGAAAGAAAUCAUUAUUUAUCUGCUUCUGUUUAUGAAAUUAGAGGCUUUCAUUUCAUUUGGUCAGACAUUCAUCAAAUUUCUGUUGUCCAAGAAAUUUUUGUUUACUGUAUAGUUUUGAUAAAAAGGAAUGGGACACUUAUUGGAACAGCCAGUGUAACAUUGUAGAAUCAAAUUAAUGGAUUUUUUUUUUUUUUUUUACUUUUCGUCUGUGGUUAUUUUCAUUGCCAUCAAUCUCAUUUGUGAAUUUCCACUCUGUUUCUCAUGCAUAUGACCAUCAGAAAUAUGUCGUAUGUAACUCUAUGAUGUGACUUUUCUUAUUUUGGAAAACUGUGUUCCAAUAAACAAUAGUGAACAUA